Molecule: messenger RNA, 1159 nt
Organism: Cuscuta campestris
Lineage: Eukaryota; Viridiplantae; Streptophyta; Magnoliopsida; Solanales; Convolvulaceae
Source: the annotation of a GenBank genome assembly
UCAUACUUCAGCAGGGGGAGUGAAGAAGAUCGAUCAUGUCGAGAAAGGGCGCCCUGACAGCCUCCAACUCCGGCCGGUUUCCGGCCGUCGUGGCGCCGAAGCCGCCGGCCGUUCCGGGGAAUUUGGCCGCUUCGUCGAGCAACGGUCUCUUUACGGCCAUUGAAGUCAAUGGUGGCGGUGAUGCGAAGAUCCGCGCUUGGGUGGAGUCGAUGAGAGCUUCUUCUCCCACUCAGAAAACCACUCCUCUCCCCGGCGAUCACCGUGCUUGGAUGACGCAACAUCCGUCUGCUCUAGACAUGUUCGAGCAGAUAACAAAGGUUUCAAAGGGAAAGAAAAUCGUGAUGUUUCUCGACUACGACGGAACCCUAUCUCCGAUCGUCGACAAUCCUGAUGCCGCUUACAUGUCCGACGCGAUGAGAGCAACGGUGAGAAAUCUUGCCUCAUAUUUCCCUACCGCUAUAGUCACUGGACGGUGCAUAGACAAGGUGUUUAGCUUUGUACAAUUAGCAGAGUUGUACUAUGCAGGAAGUCAUGGGAUGGACAUUAAAGGACCAGAAUCCAAAAAGGACAGGGAAAACAUUGUUUUCCAGCCUGCCAAAGAGUUUCUUCCCAUGAUUGAAGAGGUUUACAAGAUUUUGGUGGUCAAAACCAGUUCAACUCCCGGUGUUCUAGUGGAGAACAAUAAGUUUUGUGUCUCUGUCCAUUUUAGAUGUGUGGACGACAAGAAAUGGGAAAAGUUAGCGAAACGCGUAGCAAGUGUAUUGGAAGAAUAUCCCAAGCUCCGACUAACACAUGGUAGGAAAGUGUUGGAGGUUCGCCCCGCCAUUGCAUGGGACAAAGGCAAAGCUCUCAACUUCUUGCUUCAAUCCUUGGGAUAUGCUAAUUCCAACACGGUUUGUCCUGUGUACAUCGGAGAUGACAAGACUGACGAAGAUGCUUUCAAGGUGCUCAAAGAAAGUGGAAAAGGUUUUGGCAUUGUUGUCUCUAAAGUUCCAAGAGAUACCCAUGCAACUUAUUCACUACAAGAACCAUCAGAGGUUAUGCACUUUCUUCACCGUUUAGUAGAAUGGAAAAGACAGACGCAUAAAGGCUCACAAGAAAUUAGGAGAAGAUAAAAGCAAGGAUAAAUGUUUAUGAUGGAGCAAGACAUUAGUAAUGU